Molecule: messenger RNA, 324 nt
Organism: Funneliformis mosseae
Lineage: Eukaryota; Fungi; Glomeromycota; Glomeromycetes; Glomerales; Glomeraceae
Source: the annotation of a GenBank genome assembly
AUGUCUUCUACUAAUAAACCCUCCCACGUCCUUGCUGAUUUAUGCAUCACCCCAAUGGGGGUUGAGCCUAGUACCAAAGACUACAUCAAAGAGUGUGUAACGAUUUUGCAAAAAUCUAGCUUGAAUUAUAACGUGCAUGCAAAUGGAACCAAUUUCGAGGGUAACUUUGAUCAGGUGAUGUCUACCAUUCGCAAGUGUGUUGAAAGAAUGCACGAAAUGGGGGUUCCCCGUUGCGAAACUAGCAUCCGUCUAAACACUCGUGUCGACAAGUCCAUCACCAUGCAUGACAGCAUCCGUUCCGUGGCUAACGCUGCCCAAGGUUGA